CAUUCACUCAUCAGUACCACCACCCAAUCAUACUCAUUCGAAAACAUGAAUGGCAAUACGACCAAAGUCGAUGACAUUUCCAUUGCAAUAGAGAAGAUCUCGAUUUCAUCUUGCUCGUCCUCUUUAUCAACCCUAGCUGUUAAGGAGGAAGGCUGGUUUCCCUACGAUAUCGAUGCGUCACUUUUCUCCCGGCAACCUUGGAUCUGCAAGACCGAUUCAGUGCGCCACAGACUGCGAGGGAUUCUCAUCACACACGACACCUACGAUCUUUUCCGUCUAUCAUUCGAGUCCGAUUCGGCCGCUCGACAUUUUCUAGGGGAGCUCCUCGUAGCCAUGUCAACAUCUGGCCUCAUCCAAAGAAUGUCAGAGCUGCAGCUCGAGGAACUAAAUUCCCACUGGGAUGAAACAGCAAGGACUAUUCAUCCGCAAUUCGAGCCUGUCAAUCUACCCGUCCUUGUGGCUUUCGGAGUAGCGUAUUCCCUUUCCUCUCAGUGGCAAAUCAUCAAGACUCUCUAUUAUAUUGCCCUGUCUCAGGAAAUCCUAGACACUCUAUAUGAGGAUGCGAUUUGCAAUCUCCCGCUCAACCCACUAAACAGCGCGAAGUAUACGCCUAUGGUGAAAGACAUUCCGUAUCUCCGCCAGUCUCAGCAACGGUGUUCUGCCGAACUCGAACUCAAAAAAGCCCUCGAAUAUAGUAGCUCUCUCAAACCAGAAGUCAACCCUCCCAUCAUCCGCAUUGUCAACCGCUUGAUCGACCUUUCUAAGAUUGGACGACGGGAACGCUCAGAGCCAUUUCUCAAUCUCUCAGAAACCACUAUCCCACGUGCAAUUCCACGGGAAUCUAUGGAAAAUCUUUGCCAGGCGAUCAAGGUUGUGCGUUUUGAAGAACCCGGUCCAGAUAAAACCCCACACUCCAAAACCCGUGGUAUGCGAGUUUUCCUAUUUCGCCGUCUUGUCGGAACCAUUGGUAAAAGUGGUCUUGACAAAGCGUUGGCCAAAUCGUUUCAAGAGUCAACUACAGUGAUCACCCUUAUCGAUAAAGGGAAUGCGCCAAAUUUGCAGCUGGACAAUGAUGCGGACGGGUUGCUUAGUUAUGCCAAUAAGUGCAAUCUCAGGAAAGCCGAUGGCGAUGUCCAUGAAUCCACUUGUGAAGGAAUAGCAGGAAGAAUGUUCUCGAACUGAUACUGAGGUAUCAACCUUAUAUCACGUAGAGUUUCUGGACUUUGAGCCUCGAGUAAAGCAGGCACUCCUUGCGUCCUCGCUGAGUAUGCUCUUUGAUUAACAAAGAAAUACAUUCUGCCGUGUCUAGUUUCUAACUUCCGAGCAAUGUUGAAGGAGAAGACUGGUUUAUCGAAGUCGGGUGAAAGUCAGUGAUCAUGUAAAUAUGAGUAGAGUGUAACAAUGAGAGGUACCC
Mytilinidion resinicola is the source of this 1414-nucleotide messenger RNA. RefSeq lists its product as uncharacterized. The record is from RefSeq and is a predicted model, not a curated record. Bases 46 to 1182 code for a protein of 378 amino acids. The transcript has 2 exons. NCBI's taxonomy places the organism in Eukaryota, Fungi, Ascomycota, Dothideomycetes, Mytilinidiales, Mytilinidiaceae.